AUGCAAGAAGAUAUUAUUAUUACCGGAUAUAAGGUCCAUGACAUUAGAUUUCCAACAAGCUUAGAUGGUAUUGGAUCCGACGCCAUGCAUGUUGGAACCAAUGGUUCUCACCCCUAUCUUCAAUUAUUUACUUCAUCAGAUUACAUUGGUGAAGGUAUGGCUUUCAGUAAUGGGAGAGGUUCUGAAUUGGUUUGUGGAGCUAUUGAAGUAUUCGCUGACAGAGUUGUGGGUAAAAGUCUCAAAUCUUUAGUAGAAAAUAUGGGAGUUACUUGGAGAUAUAUGGUUUCUGAUUCCCAAUAUCGUUGGAUCGGCCCGGAAAAGGGUGUUACUCAUUUAGCUACAGCUGCAGUUAUAAAUGGGAUUUGGGAUUUAUGGGCCAAGACCAAGAAUAUGCCAGUAUGGCAAUUAGUUAGUGAGAUGCUGCCUGAAGAAAUAGUCAGAUGUAUUGACUUCCGUUACAUCACCGAUGUCAUUACACCUGAAGAAGCCAUUGCCAUGUUGAAAAAAACCCAUGUAGGUAAAGAAGAUCGUGUUAAAGAAGCUUUUGAUAACGUAGCUGUUCCUGCUUAUACAACAUCAGCUGGUUGGUUAGCAUUCCUGGGAGAAAAGAUGAAACAAGUAUUGCAAGAAACCAUUGACAGUGGAUUCAAGAUUUUUAAAUUUAAAGUUGGUAAGGAUUUGGAAGAAGACAAACAAAGAUUGAAAGCAGUAAGAGAUAUUAUUGGAUAUGAUGAUCAAUAUCAAAUCAUGAUUGAUGCCAAUCAAGUAUGGUCAGUACCUGAAGCCAUUGAAUGGAUGAAAGAACUUGUUCAGUUCAAACCAGUAUUCAUUGAAGAGCCAACAAGUCCUGAUGAUAUUUUGGGUCAUGCUACUAUCAGGAAAGCUUUGAAACCUUACGGAGUUGGGGUUGCUACCGGAGAAAUGGCUGCUAAUAGAGUGAUUUUCAAACAACUCUUACAAGCUGAUGCCAUUGAUGUGUGCCAAAUUGAUGCUGUGAGAUUGGGAGGUGUUAAUGAAUGUUUAGCUGUGAUGUUAAUGGCCCUCAAGUUCAAUAUUCCUUGUGUUCCUCAUAAUGGAGCUAUGGGAUUAACUGAAUUAACUUCCCAUUUGAGUACCAUUGAUUAUAUUGCUAUCAGUGGACGUAAAUCAAUGCUUGAAGCAGCAGAAAGUUAUAGAGAAAAUCUUGCCCAUCCUUCAGUUAUCAAAAAUGCCCAUUACGUGACUCCUUUGGACCCUGGUUAUUCCAUUGGAUACGUUGAUGGAGCAAUUGAAAAAUACUUGUAUCCUAACGGAACCUUCUGGACUUCCGAAGUUGGAGAAAAAAUCAAAGCUGCCCCCAAAGGUGGUGAACAUUUGUUGAAAUAG
Molecule: messenger RNA, 1365 nt
Organism: Yamadazyma jaroonii
Lineage: Eukaryota; Fungi; Ascomycota; Pichiomycetes; Serinales; Debaryomycetaceae
Source: the annotation of a GenBank genome assembly